AUGGUAAUUGUUUCUGAUGCUCACAAAAGUAUAGAAAAUGGGUUUAAUACCGUUUAUGAAAUAGCUGAACAUGGAUUAUGUGCAUUCCAUUUGUUGAAGAACUUGAAAAAGAACCAUAAAUCACUUCCCAUGGAGGACUCAUUCAAUAAAUGUGCCAGAGCGUAUACACCACUGGAAUUUGAGUACUACAUGAGGCAACUCGAACAACUAUCUCCAUCAAUGAGGCAUGAGUUGGAAGCAGUGGGAAGACAUAAGUGGGCCAGGGCAUUUUUUAAGAGAAAAAGAUACCAGGUUAUUACAACCAACAUCUCUGAAAGUAUGAACUCUACCUUGAAAAAACAACGAGAAUUGCCUGUAAUGGGACUUCUAGAAUCUAUCCGUAGUUUGAUUCAAAAAUGGUUCUAUGAACGUCGUACCAAAUGGAGAUUCCAACGCACACAACUUUCAAUAUAUGCAGAAGAUAUGAUUCGAGAAUCCUUGGCGCAGAGCCGCUCAAUGAAUAUAUAUCCUGUAGACCAACAUGAAUUUGAAGUCCACCAUCGUAAGGAACAAUUUGUCGUCAACAUUUUAAAUCGGACAUGUUCAUGUCGUCAAUGGGACCUUGAUUUGAUCCCUUGUUCAUAUGCAUGUAUAGCAUUGUCCACAAGGAAUCUUAAUCUCCAUUUAUACACCGAUAAGUUCUACUAUGUCUCAAAUUUGAUAAACCUGUACAAGAAGAGGACGUGUCCUAUUGGUACUGUAAACCAAAUUAGGAAUACCCACCAAGGUGGCAAUGAUGGAAUACUUCCACCGCAUGUUAAACGUCCAGCUGGAAGACCCAAAAAGAAGAGGUUUACUUCAUUCUUAGAGAAGAAAGCCUCUGUUCGUUGUAGCAGGUGUGGUAAAGGUCACAAUUGCAGGUCUUGUAAAGAACCCAUUUAG
Molecule: messenger RNA, 921 nt
Organism: Cucumis melo (muskmelon)
Lineage: Eukaryota; Viridiplantae; Streptophyta; Magnoliopsida; Cucurbitales; Cucurbitaceae
Exons: 2
Coding region: 1-921 (306 amino acids)
Biological process (GO): DNA transposition
Molecular function (GO): zinc ion binding; DNA binding; transposase activity
Source: RefSeq, a predicted model, not a curated record